This is a messenger RNA of Cooperia oncophora, 792 nucleotides long. The record is from the annotation of a GenBank genome assembly. NCBI's taxonomy places the organism in Eukaryota, Metazoa, Nematoda, Chromadorea, Rhabditida, Trichostrongylidae.
AUGGAUCAUGACUGCGUGCCCGCCAUGUACGCUGAAGAAUUGAACAGGCAUGUGUACAAGAAGGCCUGUGAAGCUUGGGCUGCACAGCAUUUGUCGCUGAUGGUUAUGCACACAUUACACCCUAAAUCACUAGGAUACUAUGCCAGCUUUAUUGCGUGCAUGGCGUGUGUGCUGAGAGAGUCGAGAUCCCGCUGCUUUACUGCAUCACUCAAAAAAAAAACUGAAGCACACUACUUGAAGAUAUUCGAUGAGCUGAAGGCCAACAUCGAAAGCGGCUGUAACAGCUGCUUGAAAACCUUCCCGAGGGCCUCAAGUGGAGGCUUGUGCUUUCACCUCGCUCAAGAGUGGAAUCGCAAAAGGGAUCAGCUUGGCCUGAGGAAGUACAAUGCAAGGAUUCGAAAAGAUGAACGCGUUGCUGAAUGUGAGCAGCAAAUCAAAGGUGUUGUGUUUCUACCCGUUCAUUACUGCGGCAAAGUUGGGCUCUUCGAAGACCGCCGUUCCAGUGGAGGGUCCAUGAAAAAUGUGCAGAAUUUCUCAGCUAUCUUUCUACAAAUGGCUCCGAGCCCUUUAAGGAUAUGUGGUGCAAAUGGAAAACGGCUCGGAAUCCUCAUGGGAGUACACCAUCCUCCGUUGAGUUGCCUUAUCGAAGGUCUUCGAAAACUCAAUUAUGAAGCGCGCGCAACCCUCAAACGCCUUGAAGAGGAUCCAACCAUGCCAGAAUGCUGCAAAGGCGUGAUCAGAAAGAAGGAUCGCAAUAGCCGAAGAAAUGAGAAACGUGAAAGUUCGGCCUAG